CCGGUUCUUCUCCUGCGCUGGAGAUGCUCUUAAAGACCUCCGUCGAGAAAAUAAAACAAACUGCAGACCACUCAGACCAGAGAGUCAAGAGUAGAGAGAGAGAGAGAGAGAGAGAGAGAGAGGAAAUGGGGGAUUUAUACGCUUUGGAUUUUGAUGGAGUUUUGUGUGAUAGCUGUGGAGAGAGCUCCCUCUCUGCUGUGAAGGCUGCUAAAGUGAGAUGGCCAAGUUUAUUCAACGGUGUGGAUUCAACUUUGGAGGAUUGGGUUGUUGAGCAGAUGCACAUAGUGAGGCCUGUGGUGGAAACUGGAUAUGAGAAUCUGCUGCUUGUGAGGUUGCUGCUGGAGGCGAGAAUACCUUCUAUACGAAAGUCAUCGGUCGCGGAAGGGAUUACAGUGGAGGGGAUAUUGGAGAAGUGGUCAGAGCUGAAGCCUGUGAUUAUGGAAGAGUGGGGUGAGGAGAGGGAUGCUCUUAUUAAUCUUUUUGGAAAGGUCAGGGAUGAGUGGAUGGAUGAGGACCUAACAACUUGGAUUGGUGCAAAUAGAUUAUAUCCAGGUGUUCCUGAUGCUCUAAAAUUUGCAAGCUCAACCAUAUACAUUGUCACCACAAAACAGAGCCGAUUUGCUGAUGCUUUACUGCGAGAACUUGCAGGAGUUACAAUACCGCCUGAAAGAAUAUUUGGUCUUGGAAGUGGUCCCAAGGUAGAAGUAUUGAAGCAGCUUCAAAAGAAACCAGAACAUCAGGGGCUGAAACUGCACUUUGUCGAAGAUCGACUGGCAACCCUAAAGAAUGUGAUCAAAGAACCUGAAUUGGAUGGUUGGAAUUUGUAUCUAGGGGAUUGGGGGUACAAUACACAGAAGGAGAGGGAGGAGGCAGCUACAAUUCCCAGGAUUCGGAUCCUUGAGCUUUCUGACUUCAAAUUUGUCUCCUUUCAAACAAAGAAGCUGAGUAUUAUUGAAGUUGCAGGUGACUAACUGGGAUAUCUCACACAGAUGCGAAAAUGGCCUCGGGUUGGUUCAACUCAAACUCCUUCAACUGGAGACUAGAGGGAAAGAAAGGGAUAAAACUCAAGACUUCAAUCUUUUCUCUUUGUUGUGAAUAGCAUUCUUAAGAAACGAAAGACAUCUACAAUCAUUGAGCAAUUUCUCCAGAAAGACACCAAGGAAUCUCAUUCUCUUUGAUCUGGGGGCUAAAAGACACAAAGUGGGGGUGAAAGAAACAUA
This is a messenger RNA of Prunus avium (sweet cherry), 1220 nucleotides long. RefSeq names its product ribosomal RNA small subunit methyltransferase G. Gene Ontology annotation, cellular component: lytic vacuole; endosome. Gene Ontology annotation, molecular function: SNARE binding. Gene Ontology annotation, biological process: SNARE complex assembly. The record is from RefSeq and is a predicted model, not a curated record. Lineage: Eukaryota; Viridiplantae; Streptophyta; Magnoliopsida; Rosales; Rosaceae.